CGACCUACACAGGGGGAUGGGUCGCGUAUUCAAGAUGCAACUCGGUUCAGAGUGCCAUCGGGAAGGGAAGGGAAAGGGGUGUGAGCUUUGGGCCUAAGCUAGUUAACUAUCUACGUACCCAACUACUGUACUGCACCCGUCUCCUCUCCUUUCUACAUAUCUACCACAAGGGAGCCGGAUUCCGCUCCCACGGCCCCACAUUCCACCGGGGUCGAUGACCUUGAUGUCGGGAAUAAGCUUAACUCGGACUACCCUCCCACCAAUGACGAGUCUACUUCCUUCCUUCCCCCUUGAUGUCAUGCCCCCGGCUUCUGUCAUUUUCGAAUCAACCCAGCUCAGAAAUAAGGCAGGACAGGAGGGAUCCACGUUCGCCGAAAGCGCACGGUCAACAGAUCGGUUUGCAAAAACGAGCACCUCAUCUAUUCGUUUCCGAAAACACAACCAUGGCAGCUGUAGUCGACCCCAACACCCCGACCCCCGCAGGCACCAACCUCACCACCGUCAACGUAACCCUCACCCUCGACACGCCCACCAAUAACUCUGUCGUCGGUUUCGGCGACGCCACCGCCCCCGACGCAAACUUCCGACCCGUCCCCAUCCUCCCCGCGCCCAGCACCACAAACACCAGCACAAAUGCCACCGCCCCGCGCCCCGGGGGAAGUCUCGGCGGGCCGCCCCGCGCGUUGGUCCUCCAAUCCUUCACGGACCUCCAAACCUCCAACCUCAACUCCGCCAUCUUCGGCUUCCUGACCGCGUGGUGUCUGUACACGACGUACACGGCGUGGCGCGCGUACCGGUCCCGGCGCAAACCGAUCUACCUGCUCAACGGGCUGCAGACGACCCUCGUGGCGAUCAAGACGGUGUGCGCGACGUGCUACGCGACGCUGAAUGCCGCCGGGCUGGACUGUGCCGCCCGCAGCCCAUUGAUGAAUGUGCCGCUGGUGUUGGCGUGGGACAGUAUCUGGGCGAUCAUGUUGGUCAAGCUGCUGUUGUUUACGGAGUGGAAGAGGACUAGUAAGGCGCUGGUUGGGGCGGCCGCCGUGGCGCAUUUUGCGGUGGUGGUGUAUGGGGUCGUGAGGCGCACCAGCACCGUGUCGGUGACGGGGUUGUGUGGGGAUAAAUAUCCGUUGGUGUUCAAGCAUCAGUAUGCUAUUGAGUUGGGGCUGGAAAUCGUAACGACAGGCAUGCUCCUGCAAGGCAUCACCUCGCGACGUCGCGGGGGUGUGUUUGCGUCCACGAAAGAGGUGUUUCGACAGCUGCAGGCGAAUGAACAUACGAGAGUGUUUUUCGCCCUCAUAUUCGUAACACUCAAAAUCCUCUUCACCUACGGCAACUUCAGUCUGGUCGCCGGGCUAACACACGCGGUCGACUCGGCUCGCUCGGCCGUGGUGUCAUGGGCGCUCGUGAAGGAACAGCGCAAUUCAGUAGCGCGGAAACACGCCGCGGCCGCCGCAUCCAAAAACACUCAAAGCCAGAACGCACGGUCCCGCAACCAAAGCGCCAAACCGGGCGGAAAAGCAGGGUAUGACACACAAGGCAAAGGGGACGGGACUGUAAAGACAAUGCAGAAUGGUGCGGUGAGGAAUACACGUAUCGCCACCACACCCCCAGUGCAGGAAUCGCAGGAUGAGGAUUUGGAUCUGAGUUUUGGGGAUAUACCGGGGUUUGAUUACCAUGGGCGGGAUGAUGAGGAGGGGAGUCGGGAUGCGUUGGCGCGGAAGGGGGAGGAGGAGGGAGACGGGAGUCGGGAGACUGUUGCUGGGGAUGGUGAUAUUGUCUAGCGGAGGUGAGGGUUGUGUUGUCGGGAGUCGGAGCGCUAAGGGAUUAAGCCGUAUGUUCUAUGAAUAUGUCAAGUGUUCAUAUACGUAUAGGUACUGUACGGAAUGGGCUUUAUUGGGACGUGCUGCUCUUUUGGGUGGGUGGGUUUUCUGAAGGGCGAGGCCCAGUGCGCACAUCCUGGUACAGUACGCUAUCCUAAAUAUAAACUCCCUGCCACGCG
Messenger RNA from Fimicolochytrium jonesii, 1999 nucleotides. RefSeq lists its product as uncharacterized. The transcript has 3 exons. Bases 294 to 1781 code for a protein of 495 amino acids. NCBI's taxonomy places the organism in Eukaryota, Fungi, Chytridiomycota, Chytridiomycetes, Spizellomycetales, Powellomycetaceae. The record is from RefSeq and is a predicted model, not a curated record.